Molecule: messenger RNA, 1353 nt
Organism: Conger conger (European conger)
Lineage: Eukaryota; Metazoa; Chordata; Actinopteri; Anguilliformes; Congridae
Gene: timm22
Product: translocase of inner mitochondrial membrane 22 homolog (yeast)
Exons: 4
Coding region: 39-635 (198 amino acids)
Biological process (GO): protein insertion into mitochondrial inner membrane
Cellular component (GO): TIM22 mitochondrial import inner membrane insertion complex
Molecular function (GO): transmembrane protein transporter activity
Source: RefSeq, a predicted model, not a curated record
UUAACUUUACUUACGACACACUAGUCGCUAAUUCCAUCAUGGCGGCGUCCACAGACAACGCUGAUGGUUCGAUGUCGGGCUCAGUCUCGACUGAUUCGAGCCAUGGGCUUACCCCAUUUCAGUACAGUACCAUCAUGGAACACCUAAUCGGAGAAAAAAGACAAAUAAAGGAGCUAAACCCCACCGUAAUGGGUGGCCUUCCGACCCCCCAUAAGACUGAUGAGCAGAAGAUGAUCGAACGGGGGAUGGAGAGCUGUGCUUUCAAAGCAGUGUUAGCCUGUGUAGGGGGGUUUGUCCUGGGAGGCGCGUUUGGUGUGUUUACUGCAGGCAUCGAUAUGAACGUCGGAUUCGACCCCAAGGAUCCAUUGAAGACACCGACAGCUAGAGAAGUGCUGAGAGACAUGGGACAAAGGGGCAUGUCGUAUGCCAAAAAUUUUGCUAUUGUGGGCGCGAUGUUUUCUUGCACCGAGUGCUUGAUUGAAUCACACCGAGGCAAGUCUGACUGGAAAAAUGCUGUUUACAGUGGCUGUGUAACUGGGGGAGCAAUCGGAUUGAGAGCUGGGCUCAAGGCUGGAGUGCUUGGCUGUGGAGGUUUUGCGGCCUUUUCUGCUGCAAUAGAAUACUACCUACGAUGAUCACCACCACGGGACUCUUUGACUCUUAGCCAGAAUUGAUGGCGACGAAGGGAUUGUGUAUAGUGUAUGGAUGGACUACCUAUAGCAGGGGUGUCCAAAAAGGGUCAGUGUGGGUGCAUCAUGUUUGUUUCAUCCCAGUACUGACAACACUGAUUCAAUGGAUUAACGCAUCACGGUCUUCAGUGAAGACCCUGGUAUAUCGAAUUGGGGCUAAAAAAAAAAAAAAAGCCUGCACCCACACCGGCCCUUUUCAGCUAAGAUUGGACACCCCUGUACUACAGGGACCAGAAGGCUCUUGACUGAUGUUGUGUGUUGUCACGAAGGACUGUAUAUAGAAACAAGGCUUCUACUCAUGGGAAGCCUCUGAGCCAUAAUUAAAUCAAGUCAGUUUCUUUGAUCAAACUCAGCUCUUGGAGUUUACCAUAUAUGUGCAUAAACCCUGCCCUGCUGGACCGUGCCCCUCGAGAGCUGUGGUAUAAAAUAUGGAUUUUUCAAAUGAUUUGUUCAAUAUUGUAAAAUCAAUGAGUGUAUUAAACAAGUUAUUGUAAUGGCAAUAACAUUUUAUAACUCAACUUUCUUGCCAUUUGUGGUUAUUAAACAAAGUUCUGAACUACAGUGCCCCUCCAAAAUCAUUUACCCCUUGGAUAAAGAUGAAGAUUGAGUUCAACUUUGCAGAUUUGUUUUUGUUGGAUGAAAUUAAAAUAUUAGGUGUGAAUAA